Pomacea canaliculata is the source of this 576-nucleotide messenger RNA. Its product is annotated as chondroitin sulfate synthase 1-like. NCBI's taxonomy places the organism in Eukaryota, Metazoa, Mollusca, Gastropoda, Architaenioglossa, Ampullariidae. The transcript is spliced from 2 exons. The record is from RefSeq and is a predicted model, not a curated record. Gene Ontology annotation, cellular component: Golgi cisterna membrane. Gene Ontology annotation, molecular function: glucuronosyl-N-acetylgalactosaminyl-proteoglycan 4-beta-N-acetylgalactosaminyltransferase activity. Bases 1 to 576 code for a protein of 191 amino acids.
AUGAACGGAACUUUCUCACGCGCGCACGCGCUACAGACUUUGGCCGCGGGACUGGAGGAGUCGUCGCAGCUGGUGCUGAUGGACGUCGACCUGGUCCUGACGCACCACUUCCUCAAGCGCGCCGCCGCCAACGCGGGGCCAGGCCGCGCCUACUUCCCCGUGUACCUGGCGCAGUACCACCCGGACACCGUGUGCUACCGGGUGUCGCCGUGCACCCGACAUCUGUUCGACUUCUCGCGAGAUGCUGGCACGUGGCGCCACUUCUCGUACGGCGUGGCCGUUCUGAUGGCCGGCGACCUGCGGCGGGUGGGUGGUCUGGACACGAGCAUCAGAGGCUGGGGCAAGGAGGACGUUGACCUGUACACCAAAUGUGUGUCGCGUGGCCUUGACAUCUUUCGAGCGCUGGAUCCUGGGCUGCUGCACGUGCACCACCAAAGGUCAUGUGACCCUGCCCUCGCUGCUGACCAGCUGAGCAUGUGCAAGUCUUCUCUAGCUGCACUCUACGGAUCCGUGCACAGGUUGUCACAGAUGGUGAUGGACAUCGAAGCCAAGUUAAACAGGACCGUGGACAGCUAG